This is a messenger RNA of Nymphaea colorata (pocket water lily), 2024 nucleotides long. RefSeq lists its product as uncharacterized. The coding region runs from base 40 to 1743 and encodes 567 amino acids. The transcript is spliced from 12 exons. Lineage: Eukaryota; Viridiplantae; Streptophyta; Magnoliopsida; Nymphaeales; Nymphaeaceae. The record is from RefSeq and is a predicted model, not a curated record.
AACUAAAUACCACUCAUUUCUUCCUCCCUCCUUUCUUCGAUGGACGGUCGGAGCUUCUCCUGCGAGACGGCCGCCGGAACCUUGGCUUGGAUUAACUCCAUCGCCGGAUUCCUCCGUUCGUACAAGUGGCUGACGGAUGCGCAUCUCGUCAACUUCUUCCAAGAUCGGUUAUGGGAGGAGAUGGACCAUGAGUGGCUCGAUUGCCUUCGCGACGAGCCGGUGGAGAGUCUGCUUCGUAUUCCUUCUGGAUUUGUUAAGGGUAAUUGGCCUGUAUCUCUUCAAGAGUUUGUUGCCACUGCAAGGUCCCUUGCUCUACCUCGGGAAAGAAAGAAUUGGCAAACGGCCCUUGCAUUCAAUUUCCAGCCACUGGACAGUGUUCUUUCACAGGGGAUGAAUAUGAAAAAGAAGCACGAAGUGGAGAUUCUUUCUGCGGUUAUUAAAACGAUUGCGGAUGAUAUUGGUGCAAGAACUGUAAUUGAUGUUGGGGCUGGCCAAGGUUACCUUGCACAGGUUUUAUCUUUCCAGUGUAAACUUCCCGUGGUAGCCUUGGAUGCCUCUCCGCACCAUGGAACUGUCACAAGCAGCCGAGCUGCACGAAUUAGAAAACAUUAUUUAUCUCAGGCACAGAAACUGAAUGGGAGCAGAAAUCUCAAUGUACCCAAGACUGUUACCUGUAACGUUCUAUCAAGUAACGUGUUAACUUCUUUUAGUGCAACCUUGUGUGAGGAAGUUGAUACACUUGUUGAGAAUAGUGGAAACGAUCAUGGAAUACUGAGUCAUAAGACAUCCCAAAAGAAUGCAUCAACCAGCAGACAUGAGAGCAUGAAUCCUUCAUUGCUUCUAGCUGGGCUUCAUGCUUGUGGCAAUCUAUCUGUGAAUAUGCUCAGGACAUUCUUAGACUGCGAAGAAGUUAAAGCAGUUGUGAGUAUAGGCUGCUGUUAUAACCUGCUAUCUGAAGAACAGUCUACAGGCGAUGAACAACAGUGUGGUUUUCCAUUGAGCCAUGGUGUAAAAUCAUCUGGUCUAAUCCUGGGAAAAAAUGCACGCGAUCUUGCUUGUCAGAGUGCAGAGAGAUGGGCAAGUCUCACUUCUGAAGUAGCUUGUCAAAAUUUUGACGUGCAUGCUUUUCGUGCAGCUUUCCAAGUGGCUCUCUAUAAACAUCAUCCAGAUAUUGUGGAAAGAAGUCUGUCAAUAGGGAGGCAAGGGAAAGCUCUGCGAAGGCGACAGUUAGGGAAGGCUUUACAAUCUCAAUUGAUUCUGAGGCGUGAAGGUGUUUCUGAUGCAACUGACAUUGCUUCUCUGAACAAAGAUAAGGAUUUUGAAUGUGCUAAAGUUGAAGAAGUUAAAGAGCAUUUCGAACAAGAGCAUGCUAAUGAACUAAGAGGCAGAUGUAAGCAAUCAGCACACGAGUCAGAUAGUCACUCAAUUUAUAGAAACAACAGAUAUCCCCUUUUUGAAGAUUUUUGCAACUCUGGGCUAAGUCGGCUUGGGCUUGGACCAUCAAAUAUAGAUGUUUACUCUAUUUGGAGAGAAGCACUGCCGUAUUGUGAACUUAUCGGACCAUAUUGGUCUCUCCGUGCAGCUUUAGGACCUUUGGUGGAAACACUUAUUCUGCUUGACAGGCUGUUGUUUCUUCAGGAGCAAGGUAGUUCUGUGAAUGCAAUGUUGUUUCCUCUCUUUGAUCCGAUUAUCUCUCCACGGAACAUGGCCAUUAUUGUCCAGAAAGCCAAUGGAGGUAGAUAAUAUAAUCACUCAGCGUCCCAUUUGCAGUCCAGCCUCUGCGUCCCAUUUGCAGUCCAGCCUCUAGAAUUACUGUAAUACCGCUGCAAUCUUUAUGAGCUUUGCUUCAUAGUCUCCUGACCAUCGCCAUGAUCAAUCUAUAAGGCUAUAACUGUUUUGGCAAUCAUUUUCACUGCCUUGUGUUUGAGUUUUAGUUUUGACAAUUCCUUGUAGGCUAUUCUUGUAUCAUCAUCUGGGACAAUGUUAGUCCAACAUUAUUUACUGUUAAUUUCUUUUACUGCUAA